AUGUAUUUCAAGCAUUUUCUCCCCUCCACCCUCCACCUGGCCUCCCCUUCCCUCGCCGGCGACAUGGCAGCCUCCCGCCUUGCGCCGCCCUCCUUCGCGCCGCCGCACCGCGCAGCCCUUCCUAGAUCGUCAGUGACGUCGGCGACGGCGGUUAAGUCGAGGAGGACUCCGCUCAUGGUGGCAGUUACCACGCCGCAGCCGCCGCACGUUGAGAAGCGCGGGGCAGGGGGGCUGGCGCUGUCGGACGUGUGGAGAGAGAUCCAGGGGGAGAAUGAUUGGGCAGGGAUGGUGGAGCCGUUGAGCCCGCUCCUCCGCGAUGAGAUCGUCCGGUACGGCGAGCUGGUGGCGGCGUGCUACAGAGGCUUCGACCUCGACCCGGCCUCCGGCCGCUACCUCAACUGCAAGUACGGAAAGCGGAGCCUGCUCCGCGAGGUGGGCCUGCCCGACUCCGGAUAUGUCGUCACCCGCUACGUGUACGCCACCCCGAACGCAACGGGCUGUAGCAGGUGGAUUGGGUACGUGGCGGUCGCUUCGGACGAAACCGUCCGCAGGCUCGGCCGCCGCGACGUUCUCGUGUCCUUCCGUGGGACGGUUACUCAGGCGGAGUGGCUCGCCAACUUCAUGAGCGCGCUGGAGCCGGCGCGGCUCGACCCGAGCGAACCCCGGGCGGAGGUGCGGGUCGAGUCGGGGUUCCUAAGCCUGUACACGUCGGAUAUGUCCUGCUGCCGGUUCAGCGAAGGGAGCUGCCGGGAGCAGUUGCUGGCCGAGGUGGCGCGGCUUCUGGGGGAGUACAAGGAGGAGGAGGAGGUGAGCGUGACGGUGGCGGGGCACAGCAUGGGGAGCGCCUUGGCGAUGCUUCUAGGCUAUGACCUGGUGGAGCUGGGGCUGAACCGCGGCGGAGAGGUUCCGGUGACGGUCUAUUCCUACGGCGGGCCGCGGGUAGGCAACGCCGGGUUCAGGCGGCGAUGCGAGAAGCUGGGGCUGAAGGUGCUCCGGGUGGUCAACGUGAACGACCCGGUGACGAAGCUGCCGGGGAUGUUCCUCAACGAGGCCUCUGCGCGUAGGCUGCCAUGGGGCGCCGGCGCCGGAGCUUACUACACCCAUUUCGGCGUGGAGGUAGCACUGGAUUUCUUCGACGUGAGAAAUUACCCGAUGUGCGUGCAUGACAUAGAAGCCUACUUGUCGCUGCUCAAGUGCCCUCGAGUGAAGAAGAAGAAUAAGCAGGUCGUAAGUAGUAAUAACGAUGCUGACGAUGGAGUUGUGGAGGUGUGGAUGAAAAUGGCGAGGAGGUUUUUGGAAGAAGGAAGGAGAGCACUGUUCACUUUGAAAGGGGGGUCGGGUUCGUGUUUGUCUCCGCCGCAACCCAGUACAGAGAGGGAGUUGGGGUUUCGCCACCGCCGUAGAGAGGAAGGAGGUGGAGCGUUCCUCUCUCGCCGCCACCUUCGCGAGGCCGCCGGCCAAGCAUCUUGCCUAUUCCUUCUCCUCUUCUUGAGGCCCUGUCUAUCGUCGGUCCUUCUUCGCGUCGACGAUGCUGACGCCCUCCCUCUCUUCCCGUGGACAGCACUGCCUCCGGCCCUCUCGACGGCCGCCGCCGCCAAAGGACCGGACCACCGCCCCUACUUCUCCUCCUCUCGCCGCAGCCACCACGAGCAGAGAGGAGGAAGCUCUCCUUCUCCUCACGCGGCCACAGGGGUCGACUUGCUGCUCACAGGGUCCAACAGUUGUCGCCGCUGCCUACAGGAGUUGUCGCCGCCCCUCCCAACGACUGUCAUCGCCAUCUACAACGACCACUGCCGCCACCGCCAUUACAGCCACCUCCAGCGGCUGUCAUCGCCGCCUCCAGCGACUGUCAUCACCACCUACAGCGGCUGUUGCCGCCUCCACCGACUCCAGCAUCCGAUGCCACCUCCAGCCGCUGACGACACCUUCAGCGACUACUACAGUCGUACCGAGCGGGCGCCGUCGUCGCUCGCUGAGCCGUCGCUGUCCGAGGGUUCAGUGUUCGAGUACUUAUACAUUUGUGGGACCCGCCUCGAGCAUCUGGUCGCCAGGGACCGGGGCAACCCGGUCAUUGGAUACAGGAAAUAA
Messenger RNA from Zingiber officinale, 2088 nucleotides. RefSeq names its product phospholipase A1 EG1, chloroplastic/mitochondrial-like. Gene Ontology annotation, molecular function: glycerophospholipid phospholipase A1 activity. The transcript has 4 exons. The record is from RefSeq and is a predicted model, not a curated record. Gene Ontology annotation, biological process: lipid metabolic process. Bases 1 to 2088 code for a protein of 695 amino acids. Lineage: Eukaryota; Viridiplantae; Streptophyta; Magnoliopsida; Zingiberales; Zingiberaceae. Gene Ontology annotation, cellular component: chloroplast.